This is a messenger RNA of Dinoponera quadriceps, 2317 nucleotides long. RefSeq names its product alpha-tocopherol transfer protein-like. Gene Ontology annotation, cellular component: membrane. The coding region runs from base 1139 to 2116 and encodes 325 amino acids. NCBI's taxonomy places the organism in Eukaryota, Metazoa, Arthropoda, Insecta, Hymenoptera, Formicidae. The transcript is spliced from 6 exons. The record is from RefSeq and is a predicted model, not a curated record. Gene Ontology annotation, molecular function: phosphatidylinositol bisphosphate binding.
GCUUACGACAGCUCUUGUAAAUAAUGCUGAUAGCUUCCGGUUCAAAAGAGCAAACUGUAAUUAAAAUUACAAAAUACUAUAAUGGCCUGAAUCUCCAUUAGUAUUCAGUCGUACGAAUCGCUGUAAUCGAACCGAAAGUUAAAUGUUUGAUUUAAUGCUGAUAUGUCGCUGACGAUCACUUACGUCACACAUUGGCUCAUUCAACAAUUUACCUUGCUGCAAUAAAUUUAACGCCGAAACGAACAAUAAAAUAUUUCUUGUUCGAACUCUGCUCGGUGUGUAGUUAUUGUUGAAAUCAAUAUGCACGUAUAGUACGUAUACCAUCAUUAAUUCGAAAUUAUUCGACAUAUUUCCCGAAAAUUCCGUUUUCUUCUUUUUAUCAUUACCGUGAUCGUUAAUUUCACUAAAUUUUGUUUUUGCUAAAAGCGGCCUAUAAGCAUCUCCGAGCGAGUAUAUUUAUAAUUUGUACACAGAGUAUUCGAAAACUGUCUUAAUUGGGUCCCAAGUUUCUUUUAAUUAAUUUAUUUUUGUAAAUUGAGUUUUCAUGCGUGUACCCGGCAUAUCGUUUCUACCUUUAUAACGCAACAAGAAUUCAAAAUUUUACAAAAUGUAAUCAGUAUGACAAACGUGUGAAACAAUUACAACUUUGUCGUGAUUUCAUGAAUUUUGAUGUCGCAUUACUUCGUAGAGAAAAAAGAGAAAGGGAGGGAGAGAGAGAGAGAGAGAGAGAGAAAGAGAGAGAGGGCGAUAUUACGUAGCGUAUUUAAUUAACGUCUUUUAUAAACGGCUGCACGUUCCGCAAUGUCACGCUCGCGAGCAAGUGGGGAAAAUCAGCGAUUCUAUGUUGACGAUAUUCUUUCGAGUGCAUAUUUUACUGCUCAUUCGACUGGAACAUCGGCCUCGACUUGUACGCGUAUUAUCACCGCAGGUGGUCUUUCCACUUUUCCUCUGGUCAACGAAAUCUUCACUGUGCCAUUCGCAGCGUGAACUUGUUCGAGUCAAAAAAAGAAAGGAGGAUACGGACCGGUAAUCUACCCCGCGAUCCGGCAAGCGAUCGUACUCACCGGUAUAUUAUUCGAGCGUUGAGAUUCGUCGUCAAAAUUUCCGAUACUAGCUGCGCUGCGAUUGAGUGGACACAAUGACAUCGGAGACACUUACAAAUGACGAUAUAAUUCGAAUGGUCAAAAAUCACGAAAUAAGAAAACUACUCCAAGAGCGAUUAAAAUCCGCACCGAUAGUCAUGUUAGAUAAGCAUCAGAUCAAUUUUGACGCAGAAGACGUCGACGAGUUCUACCGGCAGAAGGCCAAGGAGGAACUACGAGAAACGCCGGAAAUAGUUGCUCAGGGUUUCAAGGAGUUGAAGGAAUUGCUCGCAGAAGAACCUGAUAUAAAUUUCCUCGACUCUGAGGAGAUCUUUAUCAUAUUUUUACGGACGUGCAAGUGGUAUGCGCAAAGCGCUUUCUCGCUCAUGAAACGGUUCAUACGCUUCAACCAAAAUUAUCCCAAUGUAUAUAAAAAUCUGAAGCCCAGCAUAGAAAAGACGGCGCUUUGCGCCGGUUUAAUAUUUCCGUUACCGCUUCGUGGCACAGACGGAUGUAGGAUCUUUAUAAUAGAAUUAGGAAAACGUUGGAAACCGAAAGAGGUGUCGCUGGAGCAAAUAUUUAAAGGUCUGAUUCUUUGCACACACGCGGCGAUGAUGGAACCAAAAACGCAGAUCACUGGUGGACGUGUCAUUCUUGAUUUUGAGGGUCUUUCUCUGAGCCAAGUGACAUAUUUUACUCCCAGUUUUGCCAAAAUGGUGGCCGAUUUUGUACAGAAAGCAUUUCCCCUCCGUCUCAAAUCUAUUCAUGUUGUGAAUCAGUCGUUUUUGUUUAAUAUGAUAUUCGCAUUAUUUAAACCGCUCUUAGAGGAAAAGUUUCGCAAACGGAUACACUUUCAUGGAACAAAUUGGGGAUCCUUAGCGACUUUCAUAAAUAAAAGCGUGUUACUUAAAAAAUAUGGCGGCGAAUUGGAUUUAAUCGAUUAUUCGUUCUGCACGAACCUCUGGCAAAUUUUCUGCUUCUUCGAUCCGAUAUUCGAAGUUUUCGAGGAAAUAACCUCGUUACCUAAAAAUUGACUGCUGUCUGCAAUCAUCACGUUUUAAUUCUCGUUGUGUUCAUCAUCAACGGCCUGACGCACAAAGGAGCAGAAAAAGAAGGAAAAAAUCAAGUGCUGGAAUCAUCUUAAUAUUUGAUCUACUAAAAGGACGCAUCCGAUUCGCAAUUAUCACAAUCGUAAGCUUGAAAUUUGGAAUUUUUUCGCCAGAAAACAAUGAAUU